Clonostachys rhizophaga is the source of this 780-nucleotide messenger RNA. Lineage: Eukaryota; Fungi; Ascomycota; Sordariomycetes; Hypocreales; Bionectriaceae. The record is from the annotation of a GenBank genome assembly.
AUGGUCUCCACACGAGCAUCGCUGGUUUCGGUUCUCUUGGCGGCUGCUGCCCCGGCCAUUGCCCGCGACGUGCCUUCCAACGUCAGACAGUUCUAUGACAACAUCACUUCAAAGUCGUCAUGUCAAAACACACUCGCCGGGGGCUUCUAUAGCAAGGAUGGCGAUAGCGGAAAUGCUGCCUACUGUGGCGACAAGCUGGACUCGGGCGUCAUCUUCCUCAAGGGCAACGGAAAGACACUAGUCAACAUGGACAUUGACUGUGACGGUGCCCAGAACGGCCCAGCCGACGACGGCCGUUGCGGCAACUCGGGCGACACGCAGUCCAUCACCUCAUUCCAGUCCACUAUCAAGUCCUACGGCGCUGGGAUCAACGACGUCGACGCCUACAUCCACCCAUAUGUCGUCUUCGGAAACGAGGGAAGCAAGCCCGGCUGGGCUACUUUUAACCCCGAGCAAUAUGGAAUCGAGCCUCUCAGUCUUAUGGCUGUCGUUUGCGGCAACCAGCUUAUCUAUGGUGUCUGGGCCGAUGAGAACGGUGACGACGGCGAAUACCCCGUGGUUGGCGAAGCAUCCAUCUCCCUAGCCACCGCUUGCUACGGCAAGGACGCUGUUGAUGGCAACACAGCCCACGACGAGGACGACGUUCUAUACAUUGCCUUCACGGGCUCAGAGGCUGUUCCGGGUGCCAGUGGCGCCAAGUGGAACGCCAAGAGCUUCUCCGAGUUCGAGAGCAGCGUCCAGUCCCUGGGAGACAAGUUGAUCCAGCGAAUCAGUGCCUAA